This is a messenger RNA of Drosophila sechellia, 1085 nucleotides long. RefSeq lists its product as uncharacterized. Lineage: Eukaryota; Metazoa; Arthropoda; Insecta; Diptera; Drosophilidae. The record is from RefSeq and is a predicted model, not a curated record. The coding region runs from base 117 to 524 and encodes 135 amino acids. The transcript is spliced from 5 exons.
UAUUUCAUUACAGUUUUUGUACUAACACAAGUCGGUCGCUCAAAAUUUUGUUUCCUUACAAAAAAUUCACCGUGUUAUUGCUCGAAUAUUUAUAAAAUAUAUUUUAAAAUUUAACAAUGUGUAAAUCGUGUGACGAACAGCCAGUUCGGUGCUGCUCAAUUUUCUAUGCCACUUUCUGCAUUUCAUGCGGUCUUUUCAUGGUCAUUUUUUCGAUUCACAAUAUAAUACUUUUGAAAAGCUCAAUUACAAUCCUGGAUUUUUAUUUGCAUAUGCAUGGUGCUGAAAUGUCUCCCUCAACUGCGGACAUCCUUUACUCGGUGGAUUUGGUUUUUGCCUUUACGUACGUCAUUGCUGGAACUUUACUAGCUGUUGGAAUCCGCCAGAACCUAAAGGGGGUUUUCUUUGCUGGCAAGAUCAUAAGCUAUUUCUUUCCAAUCUAUAACGUGCUUUAUAUAUUUCCUUUAAUUGUGCACAUUGCCGCCACAGUGAAAUUGUGCAGAUAUCAUAAAGAGAACUUUAAUUAAAUGAAUUGGAUAUAAGCAAGCGUAGGGGACUGGAAAGGAUUAAAAUUGACUGCAGGAUUAUUGAAAUAUAUUCUAAAAUUUUGGAAAAGCCUUAAGCUAUUGCUUGCCGUACUUUACGCUUAUUUUAUGUGUUUGAUCCACAUUCGCUGUGCACAACAAGGGUAAUACUUCUUUUAUACAAUUUUGAAAGAGUCCGCACUACAAUUAAGAACACAGCAUAUAUACGCGGUAAUAUUAUGCUGCACGGAAAAGGAAUACGUGUCGUGAUCUACGUUGACUGCACUAUAAAUCUUAAUAAAAAUUUUUUUGGGCCUUAGAAAAGAAAUAUCAUAUUGUCUGCGAUCAUUCCGUUUACAUCAUUUGUACUUUGUAAAACUAGUCAGCAGUAUAUGGAAAACGUGAAAAUUCGAAGUGACGAAUGGACUAAAAUUUGCAAUGCAAUUCGAAAUUUAUCAGUAAACAAAUUUAAAACACUUGUCCGUACCAAGUGAAAUAUAAAUUAUCUUAAUAUAAAUAAAAGGGUUUCCCAGCCGUGUUGUUAUGGAACGAGAAUGCACUUCA